CUCCUAGAAGAUGACUUCCAGUUCGUCCUUUGCGAGGGCUGCCAGCAGGAAUCGCCCAACCUCAAGCUCCUCACCUGCCUCCACACCUUGUGCCUCAGUUGCCUGAACAAAAACAAGGCCAUUGGGCAGUGCCCCUUGUGCUGGACGGCCAUCCCACACUCCAACAUCAUCCCUGACACAGACAACCUGCUCUUCGCCAACCUGCAGGCCAGGCUCAGCAUCUACAAGAAGAUUGUUGAUGGAGGUGACUUGUUCUGUGACAACUGCAAGAAAGCCGGCGACUUCUGGUGCUCUGAAUGCAAGGAGUUCCUCUGCACCAGCUGCUUCGAGGCCCACCAGCGCUACCUGAAGAGGGAGAGCCAUGAAGCCAAGAAGGUGAUGGACAUCAGGGCAGGGUCUGCUAAGGACUUCCUCGAGGGCACCAGGAGGACUGGUAACUUGUUCUGCUCCAACCCGAACCACAAGAGCCAGGCUGUAAGCAUCUACUGCAAGAAGUGCGAGAAGCCUGUGUGCUGCAUCUGUGCGCUGCUGGACAGCCAGCAUGCCCCCUUCUGCGACAUCCGCAGCGAGACCCAGCGCAGGCAGGAGGAGCUGGGCACAUUGAGCCAGGAGCUGAAGCAGAAGAGAAGUGGCUUCGAGGCCACCUACAUGGCACUGCAGGAUGAGGCCGCUCAGCUGGAGCAGGCACAGCAGGAGAUGCGGGAGCAGAUCCAGCAGCGCGUGGAGCAGCUGGUGCGGCUGAUCCGGCAGGAGGAAGAGGAGCUGCUGGGACUGGUGGAGGUGCGGCAGGAGCAGGGCCGGCAGGAGCUGGCGAGAGAGCUGCGGCGCGUGGAGGGGUUGACGCGGUGGAUGUAGGCGGGCGAGCGGCUGGUGGAGAAGAUGAGCCUCUACGCCACGGACCAGGAGGUGAUGGAUAUGCAGCCCUUCAUCAAGGACUCUCUGAAGGAACUGAAGCGGCUGAAGCUGCCAGCAGCUGGGGACCGAGCACAGCCUGGGGACUUGGCUGAGUGCAGAGCCAGGCUGCAGACACUGGUGGAGCGUGUCAUGGGGCACCCAGCCUUCCUCCCCACGACAGGUACCUCCACUCCCCAGCACGACGCCCUGUCUGAAGACAAGACCACCCUGAUCCUCGACCUCGAGCCUCCCGGGGAGCAUUGCCAACCACAUGGAGGUGUCCCCGCAGGGCUGCCUGCCUACCACCAGCCCUGUGCCCCUAUGUCAGACCCCUCCAGCGGCAGAGGACAUGUGUGUCCAGACCAGGGAGGCGCUAUGUCCACCACCCAACCCACACCUCCAGCCCUUCUGAUGCAGAGGGAUGAAGAAGCAGAGGAAGACUCAGAGUCAGCCCAUGGGGACACUGUGCCUCCUUCCAGGAGCAUCCAGGACUCUUUGGCCUCUCUGCAGGAAGAUUUCAGUGGCUGGGCCAGGUCCAACGUGCAGCAGGUGGACAAGGUCCUGAAGAUCAGCGAUCGCCUCCUGCAAGCUCAGCACAGGGCAAACAGGCACCUGGCGUCUGUGACCCAUGAGAUCCAGGCCAUGUCCUGCUCCCUGGCCACCAUCGCCUCUGCUGUGGGACCCUUGCUGCAGCCUGUGGCCAGCCCACAGAACCCCCCCACUGCAGACAUGGACUGGACAUCGCUGCCUUCCAACUUGCUGGAGUUAUUCUCUUCCAGCACCCCGCAGACGCAAGAACUGCUGGUCUCAGUGGCUGCCAUGGCCCCUUCUUCCAGCAGACCCCCUCCUGCCACCACCUCUGCCAUCCCAGUGCGCUUGGAGUCCCCCAGCCCAGCCUCCAAGGAGGAAUGCCCCAAAUCAAGGAACACCACCAGGGGCAAGCAUGAAGCCACCCCAGCUCCAUCCACGGAAAACUCCCACCAGGUCCCCACCUCCACCCCUGCAAAGAGGAAGGAAGUCCAAAAUGCAAAUGUCCUGACAUCGCCAGUGAAGGUGAUGAAGGUUGAAGACAACGACGAUGGAUGGAACCAGAUGGUGCUGCAGCAGCCAAGCUGCUCGGACCAGCCUGGGACCAGCUGUUCAAUGUUCCCCACAGCUCUUGUCAAGGAGGAAAGCCUGCUGAAAGACAUGCCAGAUGGCAGUGGUGGGCUGCAGGACUCAGAUAGUGAUAUUCUCUGCUUGGACAGCUUUGAGGACGACAGCACUGAUGAGUCAAUGGACUCUGGUCUGCUAGAUGAUCCUGGCAACAUCCUUGAUGAGACCACCAACGAGGACUACCUGGGCCUUCCCAUCAGCAGCCAGAACACAUCGGACACGAGACAAGGAUCCCUGGUCUUCUUUGACGUGACUAUUUUGAAAAAUGAAAGCAUUCAGAUGACAGUGGUAGAUAGAGAGAAAGUAUUCCGAGUCCUGAUUCAGCCACUGAAAUAUUUGUCCAGCUUGAUGGCCAAAAAUAGUGUGUAUGAGAUCGGUCUGAACAACCUGCUGCGCUACCUCAAGACUGUCCACAAGCCCAUCCUGGGUGCCUUUGGUCUCUGGUCACUCCCCUUUCCCACCCUCUUGCAAGCAUUGACGGUCAUGAACAAGAAAGAAGAGUUCAACUCUGUUGUGUAUGGUUUCCUGGACCUUUUGCCCUUGAUUAAGGAGAAGAUCCCCAAAAGGGAUAACUACAAGCUGAAGAACUUGGCCAGCACUUAUCUCCGGCAGCACUUCAGUGACUGCAGCACCAUGGAGAAUGCCAACAUCGUGAAAUACCUGUGUGGGGUCCUGGAUGUCGACCUGGUGAAGAAACCCAGGCUGAUCCUCAGUCAAGCCAGCCUGGAGUCCUUCAUCUCCCUCCAGCCCUUGCUGGCUGAGAAGCUCCUCACCAAGCCAUCAGCCCAAACACUGGCUACCCACAACAUCGGCCUCUCUGAGCUCUGGUCCUACUACCAGGACAACCCUGAGAAUGGGUUCCAGAAAGUGUGCCGUCUCAUCAACGCUCACCGGCACAACUCCGAAAAGAAAGUCCGAAACCUAAGCAAGGUCAAGGUCUACUUCCAGCGCCAGGAGCAGUUGGCUGAAAGCCAGAAGACCCUGGCAGGCAGCAAUUUUCCAAGAGCCAUAAAGAGUGAGGAAGAGUGUUGA
Molecule: messenger RNA, 3081 nt
Organism: Pelecanus crispus (Dalmatian pelican)
Lineage: Eukaryota; Metazoa; Chordata; Aves; Pelecaniformes; Pelecanidae
Source: RefSeq, a predicted model, not a curated record